AAAAUCCUUUUUAAAAGAAAAGAAAAAGGGUUAGGAGAGAUUCCUGGAUGAGGCAGGCUCCUCUUGGUAAAGAUCAGUUGAGGCUUUGGGAAUAACACUGCCCCCUCUGCCCUCACCACGCUGUGCACACACACACACACACACACACACACACACACACACACACACACACACAGCUUCCCCACCUUUGGCACCCCCAGGAGGAGGCAGCUUUGGUCCUUGUGGUUUACAGCUGACCUCCUGGAGGGAACUGUAGAUUUUGUCAACAACACUCCACAUCUUGAAAUCUUGAAAAAUAAGCAAGAGUGGUGGAGAGGGUAUGGAGAGAGAUAGUAAAGAGAGGGAAACCAGAAGUGAGCAAGGUGGUGAAGAAAGAAGAAGACAGGAUCCAGCGCAGGUUACGGAGGAACACUUGCAAGAUGUUGCUGCUGCUGCUGCUCCUGGGGACUGUCGUGAGCAGAUGCCUACAUGAUGAGACACAGAAGUCUGUGACCCUUCUCAGGCCCCAUCUCUCCCAACUUGCCCCAAACUUCCACUCUUCCUCCCUCACCCUCCCUGGUUCCCGUGAUCCCCAACCCCUGCGAAUCCGAAUCUGCUAUAUCAGAGAUCCUGCAUCCGGAGCUUGGGAUCCUGAGGGAGCCGAAAUAAGAGGGGGACCCCAAGCCCUGGCCCUGGCUGCAGCCAGACAGGCCACUCAGCAACUCCAAGGGGUCCUCGCAGUGCAAGGCCCCCUGCUUCUGAGUCGAGACCCUGCACAGUACUGCCAUGCUGUCUGGGGGGACCCGGACACCCCAAACUAUCACAGAUGCAGCCUCUUAAACCCAGAGUACAAGGGAGAGACUUGCCUGGGGGCAAAGAUCCCUGAUGCCCAUCUCCGUGGUUAUGCACUGUGGCCAGAGCAGGGUCCCCCACAACUGGUCCAGCCAGAUGGGCCUGGGGUCCAAGACACUGAUUUUCUCCUGUAUGUGUUGGUGGCCCACACUUCCAAGUGCCAUGGAGAGGUAAGACCCUAAUCAAAUCUUUUUCCCUGUUCUGCCUCUCUUAAUCUUAAGUAUCAUGGGGAGGGGAAGGGAGCACAAAGGCAGUUUUAAUUAAUUCCCGGGAUGUCCACUUUCAGGAAGAUCUCUUCUGUGUACCCCACUUCCCUGCUUCCCAUCUACCUUGUCCUGGCCCAUCCACAGCCCUCUGUCAUAGCCUAUGCUGCCUGCUGCCAGCUGGACUCAGAAGACAGACCCCUUGCUGGCACCAUUGUCUACUGCGCCCAGCAUCUCACCAGCCCCAGCCUCAGCCAUCGUGACAUCGUCAUGGUCACACUACACGAAUUGCUCCAUGCUCUGGGUUUCUCCGGACAGCUCUUCAAGAAGUGGCGGGAUUGCCCCUCAGGACCCAGCGUUAGGGAGAACUGUUCCACAAGGCAACAAGUGACACGGCGAGAUGAGUGGGGACAGCUGCUUCUAACCACCCCAACUGUUAGCCACAGCCUGGCCAAACACUUGGGAGUGACAGGGACUUCAUUGGGUGUUCCCUUGGAAGAAGAGGGCCCUUUGUCUUCACACUGGGAGGCCCGAAUGCUCCAGGGUUCUAUAAUGACUGCUACCUUCGAUGGUGCCCGGCGCACUCGACUUGAUCCAAUCACUCUCGCUGCCUUCAGAGAUUCUGGCUGGUACCAAGUCAAUCACAGCGCUGCACAGGAGCUGUUGUGGGGCCAGGGAGCUGGCCUGGAAUUUGGCCUGGUGACUACGUGUGGGGCUGGCUCCUCAGACUUCUUCUGUACUGGCAGCGGAGUGGGCUGCCAUUACCUGCAUCUGGACAAGGGAAGCUGUUCCUCUGACCCCAUGCUGGAAGGCUGCCGCAUGUACAAGCCCUUGGCCAAUGGGAGUGAGUGCUGGAAGAAGGAAAACGGAUUCUCACUGGGGGCAGAGAACCUCCAUGGGGAAAUCUACCAUUCCCAGAGUCGUUGCUUCCUUGCCAACAUCACCUCACCACUGUUCCAUGAGGCCAAGACCAGGCAUCCCUCUCAGAUCCCAUACCUGAAGGAAGCAGAGCUCACUGGCCGCUGCUACUUACAUCAAUGCACAGAGAGAGGAGCAUACAAGGUGCAGGCAGAGGGAUCACCAUGGGCCUCAUGCCUUCCUGGAAAAGCUAUUCAGAUACCUGGGUACUAUGGUCUUCUCUUCUGUCCCCGGGGUCGACUGUGUCAAACUAACGUAGGUACCAGCACUGUUACUUCACCACCUGUGAGUCUUCCGAUCCAAGAUGGGUUAUUCCAGCUGUCUUUACAAUUAGCUGGGCCCCCUGGCGACUCCAUGGGGAAGGGAGAGCUCGAAGAGCUGACUGAAGCAUUACUACAGGCCCUGGUGAGCAGAGGCGGUGCCAGCAGGUGCUAUUUCCACAGCCCCUCCAUUACUGCUAGCCUAGUGUUCACCGUGUACAUGUGGAAGUCAUCUGACUGCCGAGGGCCUUCAGUUGGUAUGCUACACAGGGCCCUGACCUUGACUCUCCAGAAACCCCUAGAAGUACACUAUGGAGGAGCCAGCUUUACCACAGAACACAUCAAGUUGCUGGCUACCUUGGACCAUAAUCCCUCCGUGACCCAUCUUGCACUGUCCAUGGGACUCUGCCUAACACUGCUUAUCCUGGUGGGUGCACUGGGAACCAUGGCUUAUCAGAAACGAGCUACUCUUCGGGUGGCACCAUCUGCCCCUCACCAUUCACCAGAGCUCCAAGACACAAGAGACCCAGUUGGAGGAAUAAGGGAGGUGUGAUGUUACCCAAAGCAUGACAGGGUAGACAGGGCAGAUUAUUUCUUGGAAGACAACUGCAUGCCAAGUCUACCUUUUCUCAGAAUGCCUUUCUCUAGGUAUCACCUCUAUACUAGCCUUGUAAUGAAAAAGAGCUAGAGAAAUGGUUCUGAGGAUUCUUUAUUUUGAUACAAAAAAUAAACCCUUUAACCUAUA
This is a messenger RNA of Canis lupus familiaris (dog), 2957 nucleotides long. It is a transcript of the gene CIROP, whose product is annotated as leishmanolysin like peptidase 2. Gene Ontology annotation, biological process: proteolysis; cell adhesion. NCBI's taxonomy places the organism in Eukaryota, Metazoa, Chordata, Mammalia, Carnivora, Canidae. Gene Ontology annotation, cellular component: membrane; cytoplasm. The transcript has 14 exons. The record is from RefSeq and is a predicted model, not a curated record. Gene Ontology annotation, molecular function: metalloendopeptidase activity.